This is a messenger RNA of Humulus lupulus (European hop), 1204 nucleotides long. Its product is annotated as probable WRKY transcription factor 75. Gene Ontology annotation, molecular function: DNA-binding transcription factor activity; sequence-specific DNA binding. Lineage: Eukaryota; Viridiplantae; Streptophyta; Magnoliopsida; Rosales; Cannabaceae. Bases 189 to 902 code for a protein of 237 amino acids. Gene Ontology annotation, biological process: regulation of DNA-templated transcription. The record is from RefSeq and is a predicted model, not a curated record. The transcript has 2 exons.
AAAAAAAAGCUUAUGUAUAUACCACACUCACAAGCCGCCAGGCUAUUCAAAACAUUCGUCUCUGCAUAAUUCUCUCUCUCCCUCUCUCUCUAUCGAUCUAUCUAUCUAUCUAUAUAUAUAUAUAGAUUUGUAUCAAUUAUUUACAUAGUAUAGCUAGUAAUACUGGGGAGCUAUUAGAGCUUGACUUCAUGGAAAACUACCAAAUGUUGUUCCCAUGUUCAUCGUCGUCAAUGGCGGUAUCAGGCUAUCCAGCUCAUGUAGUCUCGUCAACCAUGGAAAGCUCUCAAAACAAUGAAUCUGCUUUCAGUACUGGAACUGCCAUGGAGGGUCUGGGUGGCCGUAUUUCACAUGGGUUUUUGGGAUUGGGAACAGAAAACCAAAACCAAAACCAAAACCAAAACUAUCAGAAUCAUCAGCAUCUUCAUCAUCGUGAUGAUCAGACGGCUAAGAUGAUGACGAUGAUGAUGAUGAAUAAUAACAAGGGUCAUCAUGAUCACGAUGAUCAUGACGAUGAUCAAGAACAGAUGGGAAAAAAGUCGACAUCUUCUUCAUCAGCUGGUACUGCUAAUAAUUGUAAUAAUAAUAAUAAUAAGAAGAAAGGAGUGAAGAAGGUGAAGAAGCCAAAGUAUGCUUUUCAAACGAGGAGUCAGGUUGAUAUACUCGAUGAUGGCUAUCGAUGGAGGAAGUAUGGCCAGAAAUCUGUCAAGAACAAUAGAUUUCCAAGGAGCUACUACAGGUGCACACACCAUGGAUGCAAUGUAAAGAAACAAGUUCAAAGGUUAACGAAAGACGAAGGUGUUGUAGUCACCACUUACGAAGGAAUGCACACCCAUCCUAUUGAGAAGCACACUGACAAUUUUGAACAUAUCUUGAACCAAAUGCAUAUUUACACUCCUUUCUGAUUCAAUAUAUAUAUAUAUACUAUAUGCUCUUGGAAAAAUAAUAAGCUAGCUAGCUUAAUUAUUAUUAAUUAGUACUUUAUAUACAUCAUAUAUAUGGUAAUUGUAUCAAUAUUUAUUGUAUAAUAGCUAGCUAGAGAGAGAGAUUAAUUAAUAAUUAAUUAUUAAUUAAGAUACUCUAUAUUUUAUAUUAAUUAUAAUAUAUAUAUAUAUUAAUCCCUCGUACUUAGCUUAGGAAUAUUUCGCAGGUUUGUAAUAAUAAUAUUCUUUGAUUCAGCCAAUGUUUUAUUCUUCUCCAUUGGUCA